AUGGAUAUUUAUGCAUCCAAACUGUCCCCUAUGGUGGAUUAUGGAGCUGGGGCUUUUUUACUGCUUAUAGCAAUCUUAUCCAUUCUGGGAAACCUGCUUGUCCUGGUUAUGGCGUACAAGAGAUCAUCUCAGAUGAAGCCUCCAGAACUUCUAAGUGUGAACCUGGCAGUAACAGAUCUAGGUGCUGCUAUCUCUAUGUACCCUCUAGCUGUGGCAUCUUCUUGGAAUCAUUCCUGGUUGGGUGGAAAUUCCACCUGCAUCUACUAUGGCCUGAUGGGCUUUUUCUUUGGAGUAGCCAGCAUAGCAACCUUGACAGUAAUGGCUAUAGUACGCUUUACUGUGUCUCUAACUCUACAGACUCACGGUGAAAAGAUCAGUAAACGAGGGGUUCAGGUGAUGCUGGCAGGCACUUGGCUAUAUGCUCUACUCUGGGCUCUGUUUCCAUUGCUGGGCUGGGGGGCAUAUGGCCCCGAGCCCUUCGGCCUCUCCUGCACACUGGCCUGGGCUGAGAUGAAAGAACAUGGCUCGUCAUUUGUCCUCUCUAUGUUCACCAUGAACCUGGUCCUCCCAACCAUCGUCAUCGUCUGCUGCUACUUUGGCAUCGCUAUCCGACUCUACAUCUCCUACAAGACCAUAGACAAUGGUAACGUUGUUCAGAACAGAGUUAAGAUGCAGCGCCGACUAAUGUUGAUUGCCAUGCUGAUCAGCGUUGGAUUCAUUGGUGCCUGGACGCCAUAUGGAAUAGUGUCUCUGUGGUCCAUCUACUCAUCCAGUUCCCUCAUUUCCCCCCUAGUCAGCAUGCUGCCCUGCCUCUUUGCCAAAUCCUCCACUGUGUUCAACCCGUUAAUCUACUACAUCUUCAGCAAAUCUUUUAAACAGGAAGUGAAACAGCUUCUCCAUUUGUGCAGCAGAUACCAAAGCUGUCAAUCAAACAAGAGCACAGAGAAGGGCAUCUAUCUAGUGGGUGUAGAAAACAAAGACAAGCCUAGAGGAAAGCAUACGUUUCAGGUGAACAGAGAUGCCGACACACACUUCACAUCUGUGGAAUAUCAAUAG
Molecule: messenger RNA, 1056 nt
Organism: Trichomycterus rosablanca
Lineage: Eukaryota; Metazoa; Chordata; Actinopteri; Siluriformes; Trichomycteridae
Product: opsin-5-like
Exons: 4
Coding region: 1-1056 (351 amino acids)
Biological process (GO): G protein-coupled receptor signaling pathway; visual perception; phototransduction
Cellular component (GO): plasma membrane
Molecular function (GO): G protein-coupled photoreceptor activity
Source: RefSeq, a predicted model, not a curated record